This is a messenger RNA of Drosophila erecta, 1914 nucleotides long. RefSeq names its product presenilin homolog (gene Psn). Lineage: Eukaryota; Metazoa; Arthropoda; Insecta; Diptera; Drosophilidae. The record is from RefSeq and is a predicted model, not a curated record. Gene Ontology annotation, cellular component: neuronal cell body; mitochondrial inner membrane; ciliary rootlet. Gene Ontology annotation, biological process: calcium ion transport; amyloid-beta metabolic process; negative regulation of apoptotic process. The transcript has 9 exons. Bases 199 to 1809 code for a protein of 536 amino acids. Gene Ontology annotation, molecular function: aspartic endopeptidase activity, intramembrane cleaving.
AAAGCCACUAGAGCAAUCGAAAAUCGAUAGCUUUGCGGGCCGAGCGCACUGCCAUCACUAGUUUAUGAGUCGCUUUAAAACAAAAGAAAGUUUUAAGCAGCUACUCUUCCUUUGGGUUCUUUAACUUUCCAUCACACAACUACGGCUUCACAGGGGGAGGCGUCCAGCGCUACGGAGGCGAACGAACGCACACCACUGAUGGCUGCUGUCAAUCUUCAGGCUUCGUGCUCCUCCGGGCUCGCCUCCGAGGACGAUGCCAAUGUGGGCAGCCAGAUCGGCGAGGCGGAGCGUUUGGAGCGACCUCCAAGGCGUCAACAGCCACGGAACAAUUAUGGCUCCAGCAAUCAGGAUCAACCGGAUGCAGCAAUACUUGCUGUGCCCAAUGUGGUGAUGCGGGAACCUGGUGGACCGCGCUCUUCAAGACUACCCGGAGGGGGAGGCGGUAGUGCUGAAAUGGAGGAGGAACAGGGCCUCAAAUACGGCGCUCAGCAUGUAAUCAAAUUAUUUGUGCCCGUCUCCCUUUGCAUGCUGGUGGUGGUGGCCACAAUCAACUCGAUCAGCUUCUACAACAGCACGGAUGUCUAUCUCCUCUACACGCCUUUCCAUGAACAAUCGCCCGAACCUAGUGUUAAGUUCUGGAGUGCCUUGGCGAACUCCCUGAUCCUGAUGAGCGUGGUGGUGGUGAUGACCUUUCUGCUGAUUGUUUUGUACAAGAAGCGUUGCUAUCGCAUCAUUCACGGCUGGCUGAUUCUCUCCUCCUUCAUGUUGUUGUUCAUUUUUACGUACUUAUAUUUGGAAGAGCUUCUUCGCGCCUAUAACAUUCCUAUGGACUACCCUACUGCGCUCUUAAUUAUGUGGAACUUUGGAGUGGUCGGAAUGAUGUCCAUCCAUUGGCAGGGCCCUCUGCGGUUGCAGCAAGGAUAUCUUAUUUUUGUGGCAGCCUUGAUGGCUUUAGUGUUCAUAAAAUACCUGCCUGAAUGGACUGCCUGGGCUGUAUUGGCUGCCAUUUCCAUUUGGGAUCUCAUUGCUGUCCUCUCUCCAAGAGGACCCCUCCGCAUACUGGUGGAAACAGCCCAGGAGCGAAAUGAGCAAAUCUUCCCCGCUCUGAUUUACUCAUCCACCGUCGUUUACGCGCUUGUAAACACUGUCACGCCCCAGCAAUCGCAGGCCACUGCAUCCUCAUCGCCGUCAUCCAGCAACUCCACCACAACCACGAGAGCCACGCAGAACUCGCUGGCUUCGCCGGAGGCAGCAGCGACAAGUGGCUCACGCACAGGUAACUCCCAUCCUCGACAGAAUCAGCGGGAUGACGGCAGUGUACUGGCAACUGAAGGUAUGCCACUUGUGACUUUUAAAAGCAAUUUGCGCGGAAACGCUGAAGCUGCGGGUUUCACACAAGAAUGGUCUGCUAAUUUGAGUGAACGAGUGGCUCGUCGCCAGAUUGAAGUGCAAAGUACUCAGAGCGGAAACGCCCAGCGCUCUAACGAGUAUAGGACAGUAACAGCUCCAGAUCAGAAUCAUCCGGAUGGGCAAGAAGAACGUGGCAUUAAGCUUGGGCUCGGUGACUUCAUCUUCUACUCUGUAUUAGUGGGCAAGGCCUCCAGCUACGGCGACUGGACGACCACAAUCGCUUGCUUUGUGGCCAUCCUGAUUGGACUCUGCCUCACCCUCCUGCUUCUGGCCAUUUGGCGCAAGGCGCUUCCCGCCCUGCCCAUCUCAAUUACGUUCGGAUUGAUAUUUUGCUUCGCCACCAGUGCGGUGGUAAAGCCGUUCAUGGAGGAUCUAUCGGCGAAGCAGGUGUUCAUAUAAACUUGAAAUGACAAGGACACAUCAUAUGUCUUACAGUAUCAUAGUCUAACAAAGCUUUUUGUAACCCAAUUCUUUAUUUAACAAAAUGCCUAGUAACAAACUCGA